CAGCACAGGCCAAUGAGAAAAAGCUCUCGUAGCCUCCAUAGCCCGCAUUGGUAGCCUCCUAACCACCCCUCCCCCAAUUCUACCCAAAUCUACGGAUUCCUGGAUUCCUGCCUACCCACCACCUCCGCUUCGACGGCUCCCAUCCCACACGGCACGGCACCGCACCGCCCUACACACGCCCAUCCCAUACCGAGGCAAUGUCAUCCAAUAAGACGGAGGAGACCCCGAAAAAGGAGGCGACCACCAACAGCACCGACGAGCUGACCGUCGUCGUCGAGGAGCUGCUCAACACGCUAUCCAACAAGUUCGCCGGCGUGUCGAGCGAGAUAUUCGCUAAGAUGGACGAGAUGUCGCGACGCCUAGAUAACCUCGAGGCCGCGCUCCAGGCCAACGACGAGAAUAGUGCGAGCCCCAAGUCGAAAUCAUGAUUGUGACACACCCAAUGCUUUGGAGUCGACGCGUCGAGAGGGUGUGAGGGGGGUGGGGGAUUGGAGGAGGGGCAUCGGGGUACACUACUGGGGAGCAUGGCAUGGCGUUACGGGAGCCUGAGACAUGACUUUUUUUUUUCGGAAGGGGGCGGUUUCACGCGGCACUCGGGUUUAAUACGGCAACACGGUGAGCAAUACGAGAUGAACGUUUGUUUUUUGUGUUCAUUAUCUUGUUCUUCAUACACGC
Messenger RNA from Durotheca rogersii, 675 nucleotides. Its product is annotated as heat shock factor-binding protein. The record is from RefSeq and is a predicted model, not a curated record. Gene Ontology annotation, biological process: cellular heat acclimation. Gene Ontology annotation, cellular component: cytosol; nucleus. The transcript is spliced from 4 exons. Gene Ontology annotation, molecular function: transcription corepressor activity. Bases 198 to 428 code for a protein of 76 amino acids. NCBI's taxonomy places the organism in Eukaryota, Fungi, Ascomycota, Sordariomycetes, Xylariales, Xylariaceae.